AUAGGGAGGAUGUACCAUUUUACCUAGAGUAAGGAAAUCAGAAAGCAGAGGACAUCCGUUUAAGUGAGGGGAAAGAUUUAAAAGGAACCCGAGGGGCAACCCUUCCACACAGAAGGUGGUGGGUAUAUGGAACAAUCUGCCAGAGGAGGGAGUUGAGGUAGACAAAAUGCAAGAAGGAACUGUAGACACCGGUUAGACAGAACAUGCUGGAGUAACUCUGCGAGACAGGCAGCAUCUCUGGAGAGAAGGAAUAGAUGACGUUUCGGGUGGAGACCCUUCUUCAGACUAUUCUGUUUCUCUCUAGAUGAUGCCUGACUCGCUGAGUUACUCCAGCAUUUUGUGUCUAACUUCGAGAAAGUUGAAGAUAGACACAAAAAGUUGGAGUAACUCAGCAGGACAGGAGCAAAGGAUUUGGUGACUUCUGGUCGAGACCAUUCUUCAAGGUUGAGGCGGGUAUUACAACAUUUAAAAGACAUUUGAACGUGCAUAGAUAGGAAAGGUUUAGAAGAAUAUGGGCCAAAUGUAGGCUGGUUGGACGAGUGACAUCUUGGUCAACAUGGACAAGUUGGGCCGAGGUGCCUGGUUUUGUGCUCUUUGACCCUAUAACUAGAGGAGGGAGUUUCCUUUAUCUAAUACCCUUUAAUUCAGACAUCAUUCUGGUAAACCUCUUCUGGUCCCUCUGCAAAGCCUUGACAUCCUUCUUGUAAUGGGGUGACCAGAUUAGUCAGAUUUAUUGUUACCUAUACCGAUGUCAUAUGAGAAGGUUGAUUUUGCAUGCUAGGGUACGCAGGGAGAGAGAGAUUAGCCAUGAUUGAAUGGCGGAAUAGACUUGAUCGGCUGAAUGGCCCAAUUCUACUCCUAUUCCUUAUAACUAUGAUCAGAUAAUACUAUACAUACAAAUCAAACUCGAAUACAACACAAAGAGCAAAGGGGAAGACACAGGGUUGUACAGAGAGUACAGAGGAGAUUUACUAAAAUGUUGCCUGGGUUUCAACAACUAAGUUACAGAGAUAGGUUGAAUAAGUUAGGUCUUUAUUCUCUGGAGCGCAGAAGGUUAAGGGGGGACUUGAUAGAGGUCUUUAAAAUGAUGAGAGGGAUAGACAGAGUUGAUGUGGACAAGCUUUUCCCUUUGAGAAUAAGGAAGAUUCAAACAAGAGGACAUGACUUCAGAAUUAAGGGACAGAAGUUUAGGGGUAACAUGAGGGGGAACUUCUUUACUCAGAGAGUGGUAGCGGUGUGGAAUGAGCUUCCAGUGGAAGUGGUGGAGGCAGGUUGGUUGGUAUCAUUUAAAAAUAAAUUGGAUAGGCAUAUGGAUGAGAAGGGAAUGGAGGGUUAUGGUAUGAGUGCAGGCAGGUGGGACUAAGGGAAAAAGUUGUUCGGCACGGACUUGUAGGGCCGAGAUGGCCUGUUUCCGUGCUGUAAUUGUUAUGUUAUAUGGUUAUAGGGUGCAGAAUAUAGUUCUCAGCAUUGUAGCGCAACAGUGUAAGAGACAAAGUCUAAUGUCCGCAAUGGGGUAGUCGGGAAUCGCAGCUGCUUGCAAUAGACCACAGGCUCCCACCAUUCACUGUAAACUUCCCUCGUAUUUGACCUUCAAACGUGCAAUACCUCACGUUUACAGGCGUACAGCACAGAGACAGGCCUUUCGGCCCAACAUUCGUGCCAACCUAACUGCCCAUGUAACAGUCCCAUUUGCUGUUCUGACCCAUAUCCCUCUAAACCUUUCCUAUCCAUAUAAUCAUUUGCCCUUCAAACGUGUUAGGAGUCACAGAAAACAGGCCCUUCGGCCCAGCCCGUCCAUGCCGACCAAGAAGCUAGUGUCAUUGGCCCAUAUCACGCUGAGCCUCGACAUGUAAUCAUUUGUCCAGAAUUAACCACAGCUGUUAUUUCUCCGCCGGGACACGCAAGCCUUUCUGGUAUGUGUUGAUGAUAUCAGCCGGCGCAACAUAUCGCGCGGGUGGGGAGGGGAGGGGAGGGGAGAAGGCUGGCCGGGAGAGAUGGAGGGACCCCCCCAGGGAACCCCCCCUACGGCUCCCGCCUGGUGGGAGACGGGUGGCGGUGCAGUGAGAGGCACACUGCGCCUUCCCCCCCUCCCUGUCCUGUGACUGGUGCUGACGGGGUUAAGUCCGCUCUUUGUGAACGAGAGCGCCUGGGCCAGGAAUAGCGGCUGACACAAGGCUUGUAGACGGCCGGGCAACGACCCAGACACAGUCCCAAGGCCCCAGACGGCACGGCGGCGCAGCGGUAGGGCUGCUGCCUUACGGUGCUAAAGACCCGGGUUCGAUCCUGACCACAGGUGCCGUCCGUACGGGGUUUGUACGUUCUCCCCGUGACCGCGUCGGUUUUCUCCGGGUGCUCCGGUUUCGUCCCACACUCCAAAGACGUACAGGUUUGUAGGUUAAUUGGCAUUAGUAAAUUCUAAAUUGUCCCUGGUGUGAAGGAUAGUGCUUAUGUACGGAGAUCGCUGGUCGGCGCCGCCUCGGUGGGCCGAAGGGUCUGUUUCCGUUCUGUAUCUCUAGACGAUACUUCGCCCCAGCUCCAUCCCUGCCCCCGCCCCACAGCCCCGGCCCGCGAUGGCCCGGAGGCUGCAGAGCGUGUGGCCGGAGCGAGAGGGGCCGGCGCCGGACAGCGGGCUCCGGGCUAGACUGCGGCCGCGGCUGUGCAGAGACCUGCUGGUCCAGAACGCGUUGUACACUGGGGACCUGGAGCGGCUGCGGCGCCUCCUCCCUUGGGGAGUCGACGUGGACCUGGUCAUCGAAGUGACCGGCCCGGAGCACGGUGAGUGGCCGGGGAGAGAGGGGAUACUCGGGGGAGCGCCGCACUGUGGGCGUGGCUGCAGAUGUGGAGUUUGCACGUUCUUCCCUGUGACCGCUAGGUUUAGGACACUGGGCCAAUGGGACGAUCCCAGAAUGGACAGUGUGGGCCGAAGGGCCUGUUGCGAGCUGUACCGCUGUGUGACUGCUGUUCCUGCCGCAGGGAUCUGGUCGCUGUGUUACCGCCAGGAGUUCACCAGUCCACUGCACAUCUGUAGCAGCCGGGGCUUCCAGCUGUGUGUGCAGUACCUGUUGUCGUGCGGGGCUCUGCCCGACCUCUGCCCGGGGGGCAAGACCGCGCUACACGAGGCCUGCGAGAACGCCCAGGGGGAGUGUGUGCGUCUGCUGCUGAACGGUGGCGCCAACCCCAACGCCAGGUCUGAGGAUGGGUACUGCCCGCUGCACCUCUGCACCGCGCCGGAGUCACUGCAGUGUGCGCAGUAUUUGCUGGCGUCCGGCGCCUCCGUGAACAGCCGGACGGAGGAACGGGAGGACAGCGCUCUGCACUUCGCCGCCCGCUUCGGGCUGGAACUACACGUGGAGCUGUACCUGGGCGCUGGCGCCGGCGCUAACGGGGUGAACGGGAGCGGCCAGACGCCGCUGCACUGUGUGUGUGCUCAGCCGCACGGCCGGGCCGACGCCGAGCGCUACCACCGGGUGUGCCGCCGGCUGCUGGACAGUGGAGCCGCCGUGCGGACCCUCGACAGCGAGCAACAGUCGCCGCUGCACCUCGCCUGUUCCACGGCCAACCACCGCAACGUCGACAUGCUGCUCGGCCGCGGCGCCGACACCAACCGCAUGGACUACGGUGGCAACGCGCCGCUGCACAAUGCGCUGCAGGCCGUCAACUACAGGCUACACAUGGAGCCAGAGCGCACCGUCCGCGCACUCCUCAACCACGGCUCCAUCCGCAUCUGGCCCGGCGCCAUGCCCAAGGUGUUGAAAUACUGCUCCGUUCCCCCGCGCACCAUCGAGGUCCUGGCCAACGUCUACGACCGGCUGAAGGUUACGGAUGACUGGAUCCGGGCGGUGCCGCCGGAGGUGUUGCAGGAACACGGCGCUUUCUACAGCUCUGUGUGGGCACUCCGCCGGCAGCCGCGGUCCCUGCCAGCAUCCUCGCCCGCUGCGUGAUCCGCACCGAGUGCCCGGGCCUGACCACCGCGCCCGCCUCGCCCGCCUGCCGCUGCCGCCGCCGCUCAUCCGCUACCU
This is a messenger RNA of Leucoraja erinaceus (little skate), 4019 nucleotides long. Its product is annotated as ankyrin repeat and SOCS box protein 10-like. Lineage: Eukaryota; Metazoa; Chordata; Chondrichthyes; Rajiformes; Rajidae. Gene Ontology annotation, molecular function: transmembrane transporter binding. The record is from RefSeq and is a predicted model, not a curated record. Gene Ontology annotation, biological process: neuronal action potential; negative regulation of delayed rectifier potassium channel activity. Gene Ontology annotation, cellular component: membrane; axon initial segment; synapse.